Messenger RNA from Ochlerotatus camptorhynchus, 5675 nucleotides. It is a transcript of the gene Myo95E, whose product is annotated as unconventional myosin-Ia. NCBI's taxonomy places the organism in Eukaryota, Metazoa, Arthropoda, Insecta, Diptera, Culicidae. The record is from RefSeq and is a predicted model, not a curated record. Gene Ontology annotation, biological process: actin filament organization; vesicle transport along actin filament. Gene Ontology annotation, cellular component: plasma membrane; myosin complex; cytoplasm. Gene Ontology annotation, molecular function: ATP binding; actin filament binding; microfilament motor activity. Bases 772 to 4524 code for a protein of 1250 amino acids. The transcript has 20 exons.
UCGCACGCCACCAUCACCACCGCCGUCAGAGUGAAGAAAAUGAAGAAAAUUCAAUAAGUAGUUUCGGUCGGUCGGUUGGUCCUACAACUAUUAGGGAAAUUGUCAUUUUUCACUCCGUUUUUUCCGCGAUUUUUCAACAGAAUUGGACGUGUGGUUUCGUUGACGGCGGGAACAGAUUGAGACGGGAUGGCCAGUUCGGUGGCGCCAGUGCUUUGUAAAUAUAGAGCAAGGUUUCUCCUGGACGACGGUGCCUCCUAAAUGCAGUAGCACCAGCAAUCGUGAAUCGUCUGGAUAGCGGGGAAAAGUGCGCGGAAGAAAAAACCCCGAACGGGGUGGAGUUCAGGGGUGGUGGGUUGCAUACAUUUUGGGGCUACGCUUUUCGCCCUUGGUCAGCGAGCGAAGGAACGGAGAAUCGUCGUCCUGUUGUGAGGCGUGCGGCGGAGAGGGGCGCUAAGUGAUUUAAUUUUAAGCGAAUUUGCUGCAAAGUGGAGAUAGUGUUAUAUAUGGACGGUGACGGAAGGGGCACUGGCUGCGUGUGCAUACAUAUAAUGGAAAAACGAAUAAGGAAUAUGAUUUAGAGAGGCAUACCAGCCAGCACCACCACCACCACCAGCAGCAGCAGCAGCAACAUCGAGAGAAUCGUGUGUAAUAUUGGAGACAACAGCAAAAGGGAAAACUUUACGACGCAUCGAAACUAGGCCACCAGCUAAUUGUUGCAAAAUCAGUGUGCCGUCGACGGGAAAACGAAAAAAAGAAAAAGAAAAGAAAACAAUGGAACAGGAAAUCGGAAGCUGGGACUCGGUCCUGCUGGAGAACCUAUCGGAGGAGAGUUUUAUUAACAAUUUGCAUCAGCGCUACAAAAGGGAUUUGAUCUAUACGUACAUCGGCACAUUUUUGGUAGCGCUGAACCCGUUCAAACCGUUGACUAUCUACACGCCGGAUCUGGUCCGAAAGUAUGCCAACAAGAGCCUCUUCCAGUUGCCUCCGCAUAUCUUUGCCCUGGCCAACUCGGCCCAUCAGUUUCUGCUCAACUACAACGAGGAUCAGUGCAUCGUGCUGUCGGGCGAAAGCGGUGCCGGCAAAACUGAAUCCUCCCGCAUGAUUGUCCACUUCCUGACGCAGCUGUCGGAAAUGCGCCGCAGUCGAACACCGAUCUUCUCGCUUCGCGGAUCAAAUCCCAACUCGCGCCAAACGACACCGAAGCACUGUACCAUCACCCGCGUGGGUUCGUCGUUCGAAAGCAGCACCUCCGGGGGCACCGGCCGACUGGACAGCAUCAUGAAGUACAACACCACCAGGAAAUGUUCCCACGAGAAGACGGUGGAAUUCGAUUUGAUUUCGCACCACAAGAGUUCGGAGAACCUGGCGGCCAUGAUGGGAGGCGUUGGCGGUGGCGGAGGUGCCGGGGUAAUGGGUAGCACCCCCAAAUGUCUAAAGCACUCGAACCAAUCCAUCAGCCGGUCAACGGAAGCGAACGAUUUCCCGACAAAGUCGACGCUCAAGUCGGCAUUUGCUGUAUCCUGUCCGAAGCACAACUGCACCAGCAGUGGCAGUGCCGGUAGCAGUCACAUGGAUCUGCAUCGCAUGUGUGGCUACUCUCCGUCGCUGCAGAAGCGUUGCAAUUUGAGCCGAUGCUGCCACCAGAGUAGCACCCGGUCCAUCCACAAGUCGUCCUCGUCGAUUGCGCUGACGUACGAUCAUAGCAUAGCUAGCAGUAUGAUGUCGCCAUCGGUUCAUCGGCGGCAGAUCCUGAAGUCCAUCACCAAGGAGGUGUACUUGCGCGAUCUGGAAUUGGCCAAGAUGCGGGAACGGGUAGCGCAUGCCGAGGUGUUCCUGGAGGCGAUGGGCAAUGCGAGCACGCUCAAGAACGGCAACUCCAGUCGGUUUGGAAAAUUUUUCGAUAUCGAGUUCGAUUACAAGGGUGAUCCGACGGGAGGACACUUAACGUUAUAUAUGCUGGAAAAGACACGCGUGACGAACCGGAGUCCGGGCGAAAGAAACUUUCACAUCUUCUACCAGCUGCUCAGUGGUGCUGAUAUCCAUUUGCUCAAAUCACUCAAACUACAGCGCAAUAUCGAUCGGUACGAUCUGCUCAAAUACAGCAUCACCAACGAGGAAGACCGGACUAAUUUUACUUUUACCAAGCGCUCGCUGGAGGUGAUCGGCUUCAAUCAGGACGAAAUCUUCUCCAUCUUCACCAUCCUGGCGGUGGUGCUGAAGCUUGGCAAUCUUAUGUUCAUCCCCACGACCAACAUCGACGGAAGCGAGGGCUGUGAGAUCUCCAAUGAGUAUGAACUGGACGAAAUCGCCCAGCUGCUUCAACUUGACGGGCACCUGCUGUUCCACUGUUUGACGCGGGUCGGUGAGAGUUGGGACCAGAUCGAAACUGACGGAUCGGAGAUUGAUGCCACGUACGCUGCCAAGAUCAAGUUUGCCCUGUGCCGGACAUUGUACGGGCGCCUUUUUACGCUGGUUGCCGCAAGGAUUAACGAACUGUUGAAGCUAAAGCAGUACGGUUCGCUGAGUGCGGUUCGAGGGCGCACCAUCGGUCUGUUGGAUUUCUACGGGUUCGAAGUGCUGGAGAAGAACUCCUUCGAACAGUUUGCCAUCAACUACUGCAACGAACGGUUGCAGCAGCACUAUGUGAAGAACGUCCUCAAGUACCAGCAGGAUCUGUACGUGGCGGAGGGGAUCGAUUGGAUUAAGAUUGACUUUUUCGACAAUCAAGCGAUCUGCGAGUUGAUCGACAAGCCCUGCUUCGGGAUUCUGCACCUGCUGGACGAACCGCAGAUAAUCAACGAUGGAAUUUUGCUCACUCGGUUGCACCAGUGUUGCUCCGGCCACACGAACUUCCUAGCCCGUGAUCCCAGUUUGCCUUCCAACUGUUUUCAAAUUCGCCACUUUGAGGGACCAGUGCUGUAUACCAGCCAUGGCUUCAUCGAGAAGAAUCUGGACCUGCUACCGAAGCACAUAAGCGCCUGUCUGUACCAAAACUGCGAGCUACCAAUCGUGACCAGCCUCUUCCCGGAGGGUAAUCCGAAACGGCACAAUUCCGGCCGCAAACCGACCAGUCUGAGUACAAAUCUUCGAACUUCGCUACAGACGCUGUUGAAGCAACUAGAACAACGCUACAAUCACUAUAUCUUCUGUAUCAAACCGAACGAAUUGAAGCAACCGAAGAUGCUGGAAUUGGGGCUGGUCCAGCACCAAGUUCGGUACAUGUGCUUAAUGCCGUUGAUCAACCUGUGGCGCAAUGGACACUACUUCAAUAUGGUGCACUCGCGUUUCGUGCAGCGCUACAAACUUCUCUGCCAAUACACGUGGCCUCACUUCAACGGAACGAUCAUCGACGGGGUGGCCCUGAUUAUCCGCAGUGUUCCCCUGCCCGGAGCCGAGUUUACCAUCGGCCGCAAAAAGGUGUUCAUCAGAAGUCCCCGAACCGUAUAUGAGCUGGACGAGUUCCGGAAAGUGCGGCUAAACAAGCUGGCCGUACUGAUUCAGAAGACCUAUCGUUGCUAUACCAAGCGGAAACACUUCGUCGCACUCCGCCACAGUCAGCUGGUCAUAUCGACCUGCUGGAGAAGUUGGAGGGAACGAGAAAAGGUGCGGUUAACUGAAUUCAAAAAGCAAGCUCAUUGGGCGGUCCAGGUGAUCGGUCGGUUCUUCAUCCUCAUCAAAACCCGUGAAUUCCUGCUCACCCUGCUGCUGCGGUUACCGCACGACAACAUGAGCCCUAUCUGCAACGAUUGGCCAACGGCACCGUCGGUCCUGGCCGAGACGUCCCAACUGCUGCGGAACAUUUUCCACCGCUGGCGGUGCUACAAGUAUCGAAAGUCAUUCGAUCAGCCGGCUCGGAACCGAAUGCGCGAAAAGGUCACUGCCAGUAUUAUCUUCAAGGACCGGAAGAUCUCCUACCCCCGUACGGUCGCCCAUCCCUUCCACGGGGACUACAUCCGGUUGCGGCAGAACAUCCAAUGGAAACGGGUCAGCUGCGAGCACAACGAUCAGUACGUGGUAUUUGCCGACAUCAUCAACAAGAUUGCCCGAUCGAGCGGGAAGUUCAUCCCAAUCCUGUUGGUGAUUUCGACCAACUCGAUGCUGCUGUUGGAUCAGAAAACCAUGCAAAUCAAGUACCGGAUACCGGCGUCGGAGAUCUACCGCAUGUCGCUCAGUCCGUACUUUGAUGACAUCGCUGUGAUUCACAUACGAGCGGAUAAUUACAGCUCGAAUAUGUCGGACCGGUCGGAAUCGCCCACCGGGUGCUUGUUUCAGUCGGAAAUCGGCCGGAAGAAGGGUGACUUUGUGUUCCAAACGGCCCACUCGAUCGAGAUCGUUACGAAGCUGUUCCUGGUGAUCCAGAAUGCAACUGCCAAAUCUCCCGAGAUCGUCAUCAGCACAGAAUUCGAGGCUAACUUCGGCCAGCAGACGGUGGUAUUUACGUUCAAAUGCGGAGGCCUAGUGGACAAUCCAUACAAUCAGACCCGUGUCCAGCGCAAAGGCAACCGGAUGGAGGUGAUUGUGUAACAGAGGGCCUUACCGGAGGGCGCUACUGGUGGAGGAGGAGGAGGAGGCGGAGCGGGUUGUUCUGAAUUGAUACAGUUGUUCGACUACGACGACGAGGACGGUAUGGAGUUUGGCGUCCGGGGGUUAGAAUUCGACUAGCAACGUAAGUGUACGGGUAUUUCCGUAAAAUUCCACGCUACCUUUGCUCACCAGUUUACUCAAUCCUUGUAAGGAUUAACAUUGCGGUCUUUCAUAAGGCGCGGUUGUUUAUUUCGAAAAAGCAAAGGCCGCGUGGAACUUUGUGCCAAGACCCUUUUGAACGGUGUUUCUAAUCCACUGAAUGUUACCAUAGUAGCACGGGAGAUAGUUUUGUUUAUAUGUUGAAGCAAUAUUUGAUUGUUUAGUGCCAGGACGAGCAAUCGGGGAAACGUUGUUAAUCGAGAAUAGGGGAAAAACAUGAUAGAAACUAAUGUGUACCAGUUGGUUGAUUGUUUUAGCAAACAGUGUAAAUCGAAACUACAGUAGUUCAAACGUGACGACUAACAGGUAAAUUUGAUUCCGCCAGCGGAAGCGUUUAAAAUAAAAGAAAAAUAAAAUCAAUUACGGCAACCUAUUAGCAAUUGAAAACUACAAAAACAAACUUGGAAUUUAAUCGUAGAGAGACUUUUAUAAAUCUAUUUAAGUUGAUGAAAUUAUAAGAUCUAAUUCCAUACAAUCAUAGUGAGUAUUAUAAACGUAAAAAAAAAACUAAUUUUAUCGGAUCCCACGCACGGUGUGGGCAACGAUCUCGGAAGUUGGGUACCAGUGACCACAGGGAGUCGACCCACAAACGCUCGUUCAAGCCAAUACUAAAUUUUAACCUAGAACUUAUUUUUGAUAUUGAUUUUAUCGACUACUACUUUCGAUAGACCACGCAAAGUUUGACAGAGUUUUAACAGUCAGUGCUCUAGUUUUCCACGCAUACGAGUUGAUCGGUCUUUGGUAUUUUUAAAUAAAAGCGAAAAUCAAAACAACAAGUUAUAGUAAUAAAUGGCAGACUGUGUUGUGACUUUUGUCUGUUGUUGAAAUUCGACGGAAUCAAACAUACACAAAAAAGGGAAAUCAGAAUAAAACCCUCUAGUAAAAGUAUGGACGAUUGUCACCUGAAAAACGAAAAAAGCUGUUCCAAUCGA